UCUUAUCCAUUCAUGGCUGCUUCAUCGCUUCUCUCUCUUAUGUUUCUCAUCUCAACAUUACUCUUAGCUUCAUCUUCACUAUCCGUAGCUCUCAGUCCCACCACCUUCACCAUUCCUCUCUCACCCAUCUUCACCAAAAACCAACCCUCUGAUCCAAUCAAAACCCUCAAUUCCCUCGCCUCUUCUUCUCUAACCAGAGCUCACCACCUCAAGCACCCUAAAUCAAAACCCCCACUUACCAAAACCAAAGUAUUUUCUCACAGCUACGGAGGCUACUCAAUCUCUCUCAACUUUGGCACACCCCCACAAACCAUUUCUUUCAUUUUAGAUACUGGCAGCAGCCCUGUUUGGUUUCCUUGCACUUCACAAUAUAUUUGCAUCGAUUGUAACAUAGACCCAUCAAAAAUCCCACUGUUCAUUCCAAAACUAUCAUCUUCUUCAAAAUUUAUCGAUUGCCAAAAUCCCAAUUGUGCUCGGAUUUCAAGCUCAAAUCCCUUGUCUGGUUGCCAAGGCUGUAAUUGUUCACAAGCUUGCCCUUAUUUCUUUCAAUACGGUUUAGGCUCAACUCUUGGGCUAUUACUUUCCGAAACCCUCGAUUUUCUUGAGAAACUUUUCACUAAUUUUCUUGUUGGGUGCUCCAUUUUCUCGACCCAGCAGCAAUCUGCUGGCAUUGUCGGGUUUGGUCGAACUCCAGAAUCGUUGCCUUCCCAACUAGGUCUCAGUAAAUUCUCUUACUGUUUAAUUUCUCAACGGUUCGACGACACGUCGGAGAGCAGUGACCUCGUUUUGUAUCGAGGGUCUAGUUCUGAUGCCAGGACCCCUGGCCUAGGCUACACGGCGUUUAGGAAAAACCCAUCUUUUAUUCCUGAGUACUAUUACGUUGACCUUCUUAAAGUCAUUGUGGGCAGUAAGUCAGUUAACAUUCCGUACAAAUAUUUAGUUCCUGAAAAUAACACUAAUGGUAACGGUGGCACUAUUGUGGACUCUGGGACAACUCUCACCAUCAUGGAAAAGCCGAUAUUUGACGCCGUGGCAACCGCAUUUGAGGCAGAGAUGGUUAAUUUUACUAGAGCUUCUGCUUACGUGGAAGCUUUGAUUGGUUUGAAUCUGUGUUUUAAUAUUACUGGGUUAAAAUUUGAGAAGAUAAUAUUUCCAGAAUUAACCUUUGAGUUUAAGGGUGGGGCAAAGUUGGAAUUACCGGUGGUGAAUUAUUUUGUACCUGUUGAUGUUGGUAAUUCUAGCUUCGUGUGCUUGACUCUUGUGACAGACAGUACAGUUGAUUCGGUCGGGCCAGCGAUAAUUUUGGGAAAUACUCAGCAGCAGAAUUUUUACGUGGAGUUUGAUUUGGAAAAUGACAGAUUUGGCUUUCGGAAACAAAAUUGUAAUAAGUAAGCUGGACUGAAAUUAAAAAAAUAAAAAAUAAACUCAAUUCUAGGCAAAUAUGGUACUACUAGAAAUUCA
This is a messenger RNA of Quercus lobata, 1461 nucleotides long. Its product is annotated as probable aspartyl protease At4g16563. Gene Ontology annotation, cellular component: extracellular region. The record is from RefSeq and is a predicted model, not a curated record. The transcript has a single exon. NCBI's taxonomy places the organism in Eukaryota, Viridiplantae, Streptophyta, Magnoliopsida, Fagales, Fagaceae. Bases 13 to 1392 code for a protein of 459 amino acids. Gene Ontology annotation, biological process: proteolysis. Gene Ontology annotation, molecular function: aspartic-type endopeptidase activity.